GGGGCGGCGAGCGACAAGAUGGCAGUGCAGGCGGUUCACCUGGAGGCCGAUGCUUUCCUCGUGUGUCUCAACCAUGCGCUGAGCACGGAGAAAGAGGAGGUCAUGGGGCUCUGCAUCGGCGAGGUUGACACCAGUCGAAUUGUGCAUAUCCAUUCUGUCAUCAUCCUGCGCCGCUCGGAUAAGAGAAAAGACCGUGUGGAAAUCUCACCAGAGCAGCUUUCAGCUGCUUCUACUGAAGCAGAGAGGUUGGCUGAAAUGACUGGACGUCCCAUGAGAGUUGUGGGCUGGUAUCACUCUCAUCCUCAUAUUACUGUCUGGCCAUCACAUGUUGACGUCCGCACACAAGCCAUGUAUCAGAUGAUGGACCAAGGUUUUGUAGGGCUUAUAUUUUCCUGCUUCAUUGAGGACAAAAACACAAAGACAGGCAGGAUUCUCUACACCUGUUUCCAAUCCAUUCAGGCCCAGAAGAGCUCUGAAUAUGAAAGGAUUGAAAUUCCUAUUCACGUUGUCCCCCAUGAAACCAUUGGGAAAGUGUGUCUGGAAUCAGCUGUAGAGCUGCCCAAGAUCCUUUGCCAAGAAGAGCAAGAUGCUUACAGGAGAAUUCACAGCCUCACCCAUUUAGACUCCGUAACCAAGAUUCACAAUGGCUCAGUGUUCACAAAGAACCUCUGCAGCCAGAUGUCUGCCAUCAGUGGGCCGCUCCUCCAGUGGCUGGAGGACAGAUUAGAGCAGAACAAACAGCGAGUGCAGGAGCUGCAGCAGGAGAAAGAGCAGCUCCUGGAGGAACUAGCUGCUUUAGAGUGAAGGAGGCAACAUAGACCUUUCAGAAGACAAACAUGGAAAAAAAAAAACCUCUGCAAGACCUACUCCUGGCUGAAGGGUGGCCCAACAUUGCCUUACAGGGAGGAUACUGCUGUGCCUCUUCUCUUGCCCCAUGCAGCAAAGAGCACUUCUGCAGGAUAAGGGCUUUAUCUGCCCCAGCUUAAUGGAAAGCAGUGGUGUCUUUCCAGGUGCUGCGCGAUGCAGUGCCCUUCUAGCUCAGUGAUGGGGGUGGGUAGCACAUGAAGAGACUUUAGUUCUGGAGGACACACACCUAGGGAGCAAAGGGGUUUGUCCUCCCCUGUCUGUUGACAGAAAUCUUACUGCUUUAUAUGUAUUCCAGGAGCCUAGAACAGGAGAGUUAGAGGGGAAAAAAGUGUUUCUCUGCAGUCAUAUCUGAUGCUGCCAGCUUCUGCCUUUUAGUGGAAUCAGUUGACCAUGACUUGUAUCUAGUAAUGGUCUGGGUUGUCUACACAGGCAGGUAAGACUUGGUGGGAGGGAAGCUUGGGAGGAGAUGUGGCAGAACUUGGACAUAGGAUCUGUGUGCAGCAUACUCAACACCAAAUAAAGUAUUCCAAAGCCAGAGCUGUUUGGAGUAGGAAUGAAAUGGAUGCUACAGAAUGCCAGUGGCUGCAGGUGUUGGACAGUGUAUUUUAUUUCAUGGAACUGGUGCAUGCCCAGCACUGAGAUUCUCUACAAAAUGGACAUUUUCUGCUCAGUGGAAGCAGUGUAGUUUCUUCCCAGAGGGAGAAAGGUUAAGAUGUUGAGAAGAGAACUGAUAGAUAUGCAAGCCUAUCAUUCCUACAUGCUGAACUGAAUUGCAUUCAGUCUGAUUUCAUUAGAUAGAAAUGAAAUAAAAUGCCUAAUUCUUCACAUGUUCUUGCUACUGCAUAGCAGAGUAUCCACAAUCAUGUACAUAGUCAUUUGCAUUCUGUUGUGGGGAGUCAUAAAAUCAUUUUAAGUUGGAACAGACCUUUAAGAUCCAAGUGCAGAUGUUAAUCCAGCACUGGCAAGUAUCUCCUUGUGAACAAAGAUACCAACAGCACAGUUAAGACUUCUGUUUCAGCUCUUUGGUUCUUACCUAAGGCCUUGGACACUCAAGGAGAUGAAAAUAAGCUGCCUGCAUUUCUGCAGUGGACGCUGUGAUGGCUUUGACAACUCAUUGGUUUGGCUUGCUUUGGGAGAAUGAAAGUAACCUAGCUGAGAGAGAGGUGUACACUUCCUUUCAGUGAAUAGCAAAUAUUAGCAACUGUAAAUUGCUGUCAGACCUUGGAAGCCCCUCAGCUAGCUUGGUUUGGUCAGACUUCACUUAAUCUUUCUGCAUUGACCUUGAACAGUAGAGCAUCUUUGAAGUAAAAUGCUCAUCACUUAUGUUUCCCCCCCUUAAAUUUAAAUAUUUAAGUAGUUUUUGAACUGUCA
Molecule: messenger RNA, 2238 nt
Organism: Pogoniulus pusillus (Red-fronted tinkerbird)
Lineage: Eukaryota; Metazoa; Chordata; Aves; Piciformes; Lybiidae
Gene: BRCC3
Product: BRCA1/BRCA2-containing complex subunit 3
Exons: 8
Coding region: 19-804 (261 amino acids)
Biological process (GO): protein K63-linked deubiquitination; double-strand break repair
Cellular component (GO): BRISC complex; BRCA1-A complex
Molecular function (GO): cysteine-type deubiquitinase activity; polyubiquitin modification-dependent protein binding; metallopeptidase activity
Source: RefSeq, a predicted model, not a curated record